GGCCGUCUCUAUCAUUCUAACAAUUGGGCAGCAUCGGCAGUUCAGAAUCAGCAUCAGCCAUCAGUCUAGAAUCAGCAUCUGCACUCCAAGCUUUAGAACCAAAAAUAUUCUUUGUCUCCACGUAUCGCUCUUUUCUUCGUUAUCUCAAAUCCUGUCUGACUGGUGAAAGAUGAAUUUGGAGAUUUGACUGUUUGGGGCAAUUUUUCUGUUAUUUCGAAAAAAAGAAGUCCAUAAUGGACACCAAGUUGCCUCGUACAAAAUUAUCAGUGUACCUGUACAUUCCCAAUAUCAUAGGAUACAUAAGAAUACUCAUGAACUGCCUUGCCUUUGCCGUAUGCUUUUCCAACAAAAAGUUAUUUUCCAUUCUAUACCUAAUCAGCUUUGUUUGUGAUGCCUUGGAUGGCUACUUUGCCCGCAAGCUCAAUCAAGUUUCAACCUUUGGUGCUGUUUUGGACAUGGUGACAGACAGGAUUAGCACUGCUUGUCUUCUUGUCAUCCUCUCUCAAGUUUAUAGGCCUGGAUUGAUCUUUUUGUCAUUGCUUGCCUUAGAUAUUGCCAGCCAUUGGCUGCAAAUGUACAGCACCUUUUUGUUUGGUAGGGCUAGUCAUAAAGAUGUAAAAGACAGCACAAAUUGGCUUUUUAAGGCUUACUAUGGGAACAGGAUAUUUAUGGCUUACUGUUGUGUGUCAUGCGAGGUUCUUUACAUUGUUCUAUUUCUUGUUGCAAAAAAUCAAACAGACGGUGUGAUUGACGUUUUAGUAUAUACUGCAAAACAGAAUUCACUCCUGUCUCUUUUAGUUGCUUUAGCUUUGUUUGGCUGGGCAAUCAAGCAAGCAAUCAACAUAAUUCAGACUAUAUGCAAAUCCUCUCUUCAUUCCAGAUGAAGACUGCAGCAGAUCUAUGCGUGCUUUAUGACAUCAACAAGAAGCAGCGGCCCUGAAUUUCAUAAACUCAUAUUUUUCUGUGGUUGAGGUAGUAACCUCUGUAUAUACUUGAAACCCAACUUAUUGUUCUCGAGCUUUUAUGUAAAAGUGGCAUUUUUUAUUCAAAUUUCCUCUCAUCUUUUGAAA
This is a messenger RNA of Carya illinoinensis, 1070 nucleotides long. Its product is annotated as CDP-diacylglycerol--inositol 3-phosphatidyltransferase 1-like. Gene Ontology annotation, molecular function: CDP-diacylglycerol-inositol 3-phosphatidyltransferase activity. The record is from RefSeq and is a predicted model, not a curated record. Gene Ontology annotation, biological process: phosphatidylinositol biosynthetic process. Gene Ontology annotation, cellular component: Golgi apparatus; membrane. The coding region runs from base 234 to 884 and encodes 216 amino acids. The transcript is spliced from 11 exons. Lineage: Eukaryota; Viridiplantae; Streptophyta; Magnoliopsida; Fagales; Juglandaceae.